UCACCAGUCUGGUUAUACGAAAAGAAGAAAAUUACACGACAUGUGAGAAAUACAAGGGUUGUGAGUGAAUAUAUGUCAAUUGUAAUAGCUAAAAAUAUAAUGUAUAGAGAAACAAGCUGUUGUUAAAACUGUGAGAUCUAAGGACAGUAACAGUACUUUUAUUGCCAGGAGUCUAGCAUACAAGAGGCUUACGUAUUUGACCUCCGUAAGCGUGUGUGUUUUUUUAUGGAUAACUUCUGACAGCAUGGUGUAUGCACACAGCAGUUUGUUGGGAAUUACUUUCAUCUGAUCUUUUUGUUUCAAGUGAACUGUUUUCAAACAUGAAUCUCAGUAUGACUCGGAAGGGAGUUCGUGUGUUUCGGUAUACGGCGACUCUUUUGCAUUCAAGAAGACUGUCACAGGAUGUUCAACUCUCAUCUGAACAAACUAAUCCUGAUCCUGAUCAUGCUGACAUGAAAGAGGAGACCAGACGAGCACGGAGAGCACCAGAUACAGCAUCUGUUUUUCUUUUCCCUGGGCAGGGCAGUCAGUUCGUCGGCAUGGGGAGAGGACUGUUGAAAUAUGGAAAUGUCAAAGAGAUGUUUUCUGUAGCUCAAAAAGUGCUUGGUUAUGAUCUACUGUCUUUGUGUUUAAAUGGACCCGAGAAAGAUCUAAUGAAAACUGUUCACUGCCAGCCGGCAGUGUUUGUGUGCUCACUGGCUGCUGUGGAAAGACUGAACCACGAAAAUCCUGCUGCUAUUGAAAGCUGUGUGGCCGCUGCAGGGUUCAGUGUUGGAGAGUUUAGUGCUUUGGUCUUCUCUGGUGCAAUGGACUUUGCUGAAGCUCUGUUUGCUGUAAAGGUGAGGGCGGAGGCAAUGCAGAAGGCCUCCGACCAAGUGGCGAGUGGCAUGCUGUCCGUUAUUGGCCGAACCCAGGCCAACUACAAACAUGCCUGUCUUCAAGCUAGGGAGCACUGCCUUUCUCUUGGUAUCCAAGAGCCUGUGUGUGCCAUCGCAAACUACCUUUUUCCGGAUGGGAGAGUAAUAGCUGGACACAAAGAGGCUUUGGAUUUCCUUCAAGAGAAUUCCAAAAAGCUGCACUUCACAAGAACUCGAAUGCUGCCGGUAAGCGGUGCCUUUCACACCGCCCUGAUGGAGCCUGCGGUCGAACCCCUGAGAGACGUCCUCAGACGGAUAGAGAUACGGCGCCCAGAGAUCACCGUACACUCUAAUGUGGAUGGAAAGCGUUACAUGCAUGACAAGCACAUACAGAAGCAGCUGGCCAAACAGCUGGUGUCUCCAGUGAAGUGGGAGCAGACGCUGCAUGAGAUUUAUGAAAGAGCCCAGGGGCGAGACUUUCCUCACACUUACGAGGUGGGGCCGGGUAGACAGUUAGGCUCGACUCUUCAAAAGUGCAACAUGAAAGCAUUUAAGAAUUAUACACAUGUAGAUGUUACGCUGCAAGAGGACUGAUGUUUGUGCAAUAAAAAGGAACCGUUGCCUUUUUUAAAAAAACACAAAAUAAGAAACAUUUUUCAAUUUGAAUAUUUUAUUGUGCAAAAAUUAUGGUUUGGAAAGCCCAGCCUUCUUAAAUAGUUCAGAAAUGCUUUUAGAGGAAGAGUUAACAAUUCAAUAGCCUAAUUGUCCAGCAAUAGAACACAAAAACACAUCUUUCACAGACCUGCACAUAUAUAAAUAUACAUAUAUAUGUGUGAACCAGCACUUAAAAACAGUAUAGUCGUUAUAAAAGAAAAUGCAAAUAAAAGCUUUGGUAAAGGUUUGGUAACAUUUGACCACUGUAAGGCCAAAGACCAGCUUUUGCCCCUCAUACCUCACAAAACCCACCCACCCACCCAUUACAAUUUAACUAAAAUAUUAAUUCCAAAUUGCAUAAAAGAGAGACACAGUGGCCAAUAGAAAAGCAGAGGCCAGCAUAAAAGCAGUCUUGCGUGAACAGUCAGAAAUGUGCAAGUUGGACACCUAAGGAAAAGCAAAAAAUUGUGAUUAAUCUUCUUUAUCUAAUGUUUAAAUACAUGCCCUAGAAAUGAUUUAGACUUUAAAGUGAUACAAAUGCACAAUCAUCACUCACCAAAUAAUAUAUACAGUUAUUUCACUAAUACAUAUAUUGUCCUUACCCAUUGUGUUGUCCACUUCCUAGCCUCUUGACAGCCAGUAUGAAGCUGUGGAAUCAGCCAGGAUGUUCUCAGCAUCGGCUUAAUUUUGGACCCCCAAAUGUUCCCAAGCAUCCUGCUUUAAACAAUUUUAUAAUUAUAAACCCUAAUAUAGAUAAACUGAUUCAACCAUUUCUUUAU
Molecule: messenger RNA, 2290 nt
Organism: Paramisgurnus dabryanus
Lineage: Eukaryota; Metazoa; Chordata; Actinopteri; Cypriniformes; Cobitidae
Source: RefSeq, a predicted model, not a curated record